AUGGAGGUCGAUAAUGGGACUGAGAGGUCUUUGAGCAUGAACAACAAUUGUGCUACUCCAAAACCUCGGCGCGUGGGUCUGAUAUAUGACGAGAGGAUGUGUAAACACUACGCGCCUGAUGAGGAUCACCCAGAAUGUCCGGACCGCAUCCGGGUCAUCUGGGACAGCCUCAAUUCAUCUGGGCUUGCGAAAAGAUGUGUGAUUCUGGAUGCCAAGGAAGCUGAGGACAAACAUCUGGCUUUGGUUCACACCAAAAACCAUAUCGACUUGGUUAAGAAUAUUAGCUCCAAAUACUCCGGCUCCAAGAGAACAAGACUUGCUUCGAAAUUUAACUCUAUUUAUUUCAAUGAAGGCUCAUCUGAAGCUGCUCAUCUUGCUGCGGGCUCUGUCAUAGAGGUUGCUGAGCAAGUUGCUAAAGGACAACUCGACUCAGCAUUUGCUAUUGUGAGACCUCCUGGACAUCAUGCGGAAGAAAAUGAACCAAUGGGAUUUUGCCUAUACAACAAUGUUGCUAUUGCCACAAGUUAUCUACUGAAUGAAAGAAUAGAUUUGGGGAUCAAGAAAAUUCUGAUUGUUGACUGGGAUGUGCAUCAUGGGAAUGGUACUCAGAAUAUGUUCUACAAUGACCCCAGAGUACUUUUCUUCUCAGUUCAUAGGUUUGAUUAUGGGACUUUCUAUCCAGCUGGUCAUGAUGGCUCAUAUAUCAUGACCGGGGACGGGCCAGGUGCUGGAUACAAUAUUAAUGUCCCUUGGGAGAAUGGUAGAUGUGGAGAUGCUGAUUAUGUCGCUGUUUGGGAGCAAAUAUUAGUCCCUGUUGCUAAGGAAUUCAAUCCUGAUAUGAUAAUUGUCUCUGCUGGAUUUGAUGCAGCCAUAGGAGAUCCUUUGGGAGGCUGCCGUCUUAGUCCUUAUGGCUACUCUGUUUUGCUUAACAAGUUGAUGAAGUUUGCUGGAGGAAGAAUUGUAAUGGCGCUUGAAGGGGGAUAUAAUCUUAAAUCAAUAGCAAAUUCAGCCCAUGCAUGUGUUGAGGUAUUGCUUGAGGGCAUGCCUAUCGAUGGCUCCCUUGAGUCUUAUCCUUUUGAAUCUUCUUGGCGUGUGAUACAAGAGGUACGACAACAUUUAAGAACAUAUUGGCCAGUACUUGCUGCCGAAUUACCAGACAAGGUGAUUAAUAAAACAUCUCCAGUCGUGAUAUCAAGCUCCGAUUCUGAAGACGAGCAUGAUAAUACGCCAUCAAAAGAAGUUCAGAAUAUUGAUGACAUUAUACAACCUUUGAUGAACCUCAAAGUCGAAGAUAGUCAAGAAGCAACUACUGUUUCGUCUUCAUGGAGAUCGGACCUUUCUAAAGUUUAUGUUUGGUAUGCAACCUACGGAUCAAACAUGAGCAAAUCCAGAUUUUCGUGCACUCGUUCGCAUGUUAACGACUUCAUAUCUGGUAAAUACCCGAUCAACCCACCAUGCAAAGAGUAUGCUAAUACAUUGGUUAGAGGGCUCGUGGAGGGAAAGCAGCUCUCGGGAAAUGAAGCCAUAGCUUACAUACAAGAAGCAUCUACGAAGCCCCUCGUUUAG
Messenger RNA from Striga hermonthica, 1566 nucleotides. NCBI's taxonomy places the organism in Eukaryota, Viridiplantae, Streptophyta, Magnoliopsida, Lamiales, Orobanchaceae. The record is from the annotation of a GenBank genome assembly.